This is a messenger RNA of Arabis nemorensis, 690 nucleotides long. The record is from the annotation of a GenBank genome assembly. NCBI's taxonomy places the organism in Eukaryota, Viridiplantae, Streptophyta, Magnoliopsida, Brassicales, Brassicaceae.
AUGGCCAAAUCUCGGGCGGUUUUGGAGCUCACUGCCCGUUUCGAUCUCGGCGGCGAUGAUAAGAUCCGAGCCGUAUCUCUCUCCCCGGACUCCGCUUUCCAAACCCUAGUAUACGUCGGAACCUCCUCCGGAUCCCUUAUUCUCCUCUCUAUCGACAUUUCGACUAAUAUAGUCUCGCGUCUCGGAAGUGUAUCGCUGAGCGCUUCUCCCGUUGAGUCCGUCUUUGUGCUUGGCCACGAAAGAGGGAAAGUUCUAGCUCUCUGCAAUGGCUACUUGUUCUUGGUGGAUUCGCUUCUUUCUCUACCCGCCAAGAGAUUGGGUGGUUUAUUGAAAGGGAUCAAUGUGGUUGCUAGGAGAGUGAGAGGACGCGGCUCCUCGAGUACUGAUUUGUUCCCAUCAGAGGUUUCUGCUGAUUCUAGCUCCAGCAACAAGUUCCUUCAGAUGCUUGGUGCUGGAAAUCGGGCCAGUGACAUCAAAGGUGAGGAUUCUCGAGUCCUCCAAGGUCGUUUUGUUUUUGCUGUUGCCAUUAGUGAGAGAAUGUUGCUGAUCCAACUUCACUGUGACGGCACCUUUCUUGUCUUGAAAGAGAUUCUGGGAAUCCCGAUAAUGGCUUUCAAAGUGCCUUAUGAAGAACAGAUUAAAGACCUCUUGAGGAAAAAGAGAAGCCAUCUCCCUGGUGGAGGAGCUUGA